AUGUAUGCUAUACUGUGGCCUUUGUUUCUAGAUUCGAAAUCUCUUACUCUCGUCGUUUACAACCACAGCACGUACACUAGCAACCGUUUCUUUGAUUCUAUUGGGCGUUGGCUACGACUGGCCUGGUUUUAUAUGCCCGAGACUACCGUAAAAAUCACCGGAACGCAUUCAGAAACUAUGACAACUGAGCAAGUUGAGAAGACACUUUCUUUGGUGAAGGCUGAUGUAAGUGAAUAUAUCGAACGACACCGGCAAAAUAUACAAAAAGAAAUGGCGGAUAUUUUGAGCUUAAUUUCAUCAAGCAACCAACCAAAAGAAAACCUAGACAAAAAACUUUUAUACUCGCGACAGGAAAAGCUAAGUUACAUUUUACAAAUACCAAAAGUACAGUCUAAUCCCAGUGCCGUUUCUUGUGACACCUGCAAAGACGGCGUUGGAAAUCUUGUCAAAGAGUUGGAGACAUUGACGGUUAUUCGAUCUUCGUUUCCCCACAUCCACCAGCGAGUGCAUUCAAGCUGGCAUCUUUUUCGCGUUGCCAUCAAAAAACGAACUGACCGGUUAUUCCUAUCUUGGGAAGAGAUUCUAGAAAUAACAGAGGAAUUUCCUCCCCUGGAUCACGAUAACGACUCGCUUUACGAAUGUUUACGGCACCUUCAUAAUACGGGCGAAAUUUUGUGGUAUUCUAGCGAGGAAGACGUCUCCCAGUUCAUUUUUCACCAACCUCAGAUGUUUGCAAAUUUACUUGCUGAUCUCUUCCGUAACGAUCUUUCUGAUUGGCUGACUGAAACCAAUAAAGUUUUAGCGUGCAGAGGAGUUAGAAAGCAAGAUACAAAUCUGAAAUUAAUUCCUUUUUCUCCCAUGCCCUAUUUUACUUGGGGACACACACACACACUCUCUCUCUCUCCUCUCUCUCUUCCCCUCUCUCUCUCUCUUUUCCCCUCUCUCUCUUCCCUCUCUCUCCCCCUCUCUCUCUCUCCUCUCUCUCCCCUCUCUCUCCUACCUCUCUCUCUCUACCUCUCUCUCCCCCUCUCUCUCUCUCUCUCUCUCAUACGCUAA
Acanthosepion pharaonis is the source of this 1056-nucleotide messenger RNA. The record is from the annotation of a GenBank genome assembly. NCBI's taxonomy places the organism in Eukaryota, Metazoa, Mollusca, Cephalopoda, Sepiida, Sepiidae.